Moneuplotes crassus is the source of this 1088-nucleotide messenger RNA. NCBI's taxonomy places the organism in Eukaryota, Ciliophora, Spirotrichea, Euplotida, Euplotidae. The record is from the annotation of a GenBank genome assembly.
UGAAUCUCUUUAUAAAAAUGAAGCACUUCUCAGGCCACUCGUUUGAAGUUGACGAUGAAUUUCAUAGUUUUGAUUGAUUGAAUCAGAAGAUGAUACUUAGUAAAUCAGAGACUCAUCGAAAUUCUUCAACAAAGAAGAAUCUGAAUACAGGAGAUGCUGAUUUGGAGAAUAUUGGGUCUCAUUCUCAGAGUGAUGUAGACCAAACCAAAAUACAACCUUUGAAAGGAUUUAUUUGAAUGUUUUUAUCUGUGGUCGGAAUGACUCUUUAUCAUUUCUUUGCUAAGCUGGCUACUUUUCGCAACUCCAAUCUGAAUAAUAAUGAUUGAGUACUUUUUGUGGGGGCUAUUAAUUUUGCUGUUUUCGCUUUAUUGACAACUAAAGACAGAAUCAGCUUAAAUCCUUUCCUAUUUAGAGAUUAUUUUUGGCCCUUCUGAAUGAGUCUUCUAUGAGCUCUUGGGAUAAAUAAUCUAAUGAUUCUUGGAGUCUCUUUGAUCCCAAUAGGAAAGGCAGUCCUCAUUUUUGAUAUUAACCCAAUAUUCUGAAUUAUUCUUGCUGGCAUUAUUCUGAAAGAGUCAAUUGAAAAAGUUUAUAUAAUCUCUGCUUGAGGGUCAUUGAUCGGAAUUUACCUCCUAACAAUGAAGGAUGAGCCUAAUAAUUCAAAAUCUAGCCCUGUUUUUGGAACUAUAAUUGUAGUUUGAGCUGCUAUCUUCCAAGGACUUGUUUUCAUCACUGUGCGUAUUCUUGGAGCAGCUCGUAUUCAUUAUACACUAAGACCAUGUUAUGCAGGAUUAACUUUACUAAUAUACUCAAUCAUAGUUCAAGGAGGCAUAAAGGCAUAUACCUAUGAAGAUAUCUUUCUCAUGUCAUUAUCAGGCUUAAGCUGUGCGAUGUGACUAGGAUUCCAGACCCUGGCGUUUAGUUACCAGCUUGCCUCAAAAUUAGCCCCAAUGAUCUACAUAGAGAACAUUUUCACAAUUUUGGCAGAUGUUGUAAUCUUUGGGUAUAACUUUGGUAAAACAGACCUGCUAGGAAUUGUCAUAAUCUCCUGAUUCAUCGCCCUGCCCUUCCUUACAAGAUGCCUAAAAUAG